AUGACCGAAAACGCAACUAUGGACCUAGAAAUAUCAAUCGUGGAAUCAACCAGACUCAUCACCCCCAGCGAAGAACAAGCACUUCCUCUCUCUCUUCUCGACUGCACAGCGGCCAACUUCUCAAACGCAAGCGCCAUAUGGCUUUUCCAAAAGCCAACCCCUCCACCGGGUGAUACCUUCAAUCUCGCAUGCCAUCUCCGCGAAUCUCUCGCCCACACUCUACAAUCAUAUCCACAAUGGAUGGGUCACCUCAAGGCUGUUGAAUCCACAGAUGGAACCGUCCCUCCUGAAGCGAAACACUUUCCUCCCCAUGCGCGACGCUUUGGACGCAUUUACGCACACUUUGGGACAGAGAAUGACCCUGGAGUCGAAUUCGUCCAUGCUAAAAGCUCAGCAACUCUCGACUCGUUAUAUCCCUCAAAUCGAAUUUCGAAGCAGCCCUCCUGGCUAUGCGACUCCAGUAUCUUCGCGAGGUUUAUGGCGCCUGUUCCUAUUUCCCAACCAUUGAAACACUCUAUAAAAGACGUCAAUGGACUGCUUUAUCCUCUCCUGGCUAUUCAAGUCACCGAGCUAGCCUGUGGUGGCUUUGUGUUAGCUCUGAACGGCGCACAUCCUCUUGCGGAUGCUAUUACUUUCAUAUCACUUCUCAAAGACUGCGCAUCUGUCAGCCGCUCUAUCUUAGAGGGACAGCCUGUAUCUCAUUCAAAGCCGGUAUUUGAUCACACUCUUAUCGAUGACAACGCCGCUGGAGACAUCAAUGCAAACCAACCGGAUGAAGUCAUUAUUCAACAAGCAUUGUCCUUACCAAUGAACAGGCAUGACUGGUGGGCACCAGGGUCAGCACCCCCUUGGCCAUUCAAGAUCCCAGCGCCUUUCGAUAUUAAAGACCUACAACCCGCAGGUAAGGCCAUGCCGUGGGCCGAAUGGGACUUUGCUUCGCCAGUUUCAAACUACGUUGUUCAUCUAAGCCGCGAACAAGUCAACUCCCUCUGGACCAAGGCCAACGAAAACUCACCUCAGAAACUCAGUCAGCACGACGCUAUCCUAGGCCACAUCUGGUCUUGCAUCGCCCGUGCUCGCGGCCUAGAAAACGACACCGAACUUAUCCAUUGCGAUCUCGUGUACGGAGUCCGCUCGUCAUUCCAACUCGACGACAGGUUCCUCGGAUCUCCGGUCGUCAUGAUGAACGUCGAGCUACCUGCUUCCAGAGUCUCUGACUCUAACAAUUUGACCGAGGUGGCAACUACAGUCCGCACCACCCUCAAGAAGAUCGCGGACCCCUCCAACCUGGCAGCCCAUCUACACGGCGUGGCCUUCGAGAAGUCCCCUCAACGGAUAUGGCAAGCCUUUUUGGGUCGACGUCACCUCAUAGUCACGACUUGGGCGCGAGCGGGGAUUUACAAUGUCGACUUUGGGUUUGGGUCUACCUGCAGUUACGCUGAAGGUGUGGUGCCUGAAAUGGAUGGUAAUGUUUUGAUCAAGGAAGCACCAGGGCCUCCUGCGAAGUACUGGACUGAUAAUGGCGUGGAUAUUUCUAUUCAUGUCAAGGCAAGCGAUAUGGAACGAUUGAUUAAAGACCCGCUGCUUCAUCCCCACGUUGUUUAG
Molecule: messenger RNA, 1605 nt
Organism: Fusarium sp. VM40
Lineage: Eukaryota; Fungi; Ascomycota; Sordariomycetes; Hypocreales; Nectriaceae
Source: the annotation of a GenBank genome assembly